Sitodiplosis mosellana (orange wheat blossom midge) is the source of this 1861-nucleotide messenger RNA. RefSeq lists its product as uncharacterized. The transcript is spliced from 3 exons. The coding region runs from base 419 to 1861 and encodes 480 amino acids. NCBI's taxonomy places the organism in Eukaryota, Metazoa, Arthropoda, Insecta, Diptera, Cecidomyiidae. The record is from RefSeq and is a predicted model, not a curated record.
GUAAACGACGACUAACAUUUUGCAGAAUAACUAUGCAAUUCUCGCGGGAAAAAGAAACCGAUCGAUGUUUAUUCAAACUGUGUAUUGUAUAUUCGACUGUUGUCGUUGUUUGAUUUUUGACAGCCGUUGGUCAUUUAAAUUUCAAAAAAUGAACCGAAACCAAUAUUGCUAUUGGUUGCGUCUAGCGGUAAAACGAAACCGAAAGUCUGUGCACUGACGUUCAUCUCUCCUACAUAGUGAAAUAUUCGCACCACGCAGCGUUAUAAUUAGCUGCGUUUAAUGUGUAUGCAACAUUUUUCUCACAUUCUACUCACCAUUCGACAAAUGUCAAACUGAAUUCGACGUUCUCAUCCAUUUGAAAAAUAAACGGAUUUUUCUACUCGGAUUAUAAGUAUCAUUCGACAAUGUGUUCAUAAUAAUGGAUCAAUCGCAAGAAAAUUCACAAGUGAAUCCCGAAAAUGGGCAAACUCCGAAGAAAAACCCGAGAACGCCAAAGAAGUUACCAGGAACACCCAGAAAAAGAAAAUGUUCAAAAGUUGAAACAAAGGGUAAGAAGGCACUUACUUUCUUCGAUGAUGCUGGCAUUCGAGAGGAGAAUGGAGUUGAAAAACACUUUUAUUUGUGCCAAUUGUGUUUAAGAGAAUACGUAGGAUCAAAUCCCUCAAAUUUGGCGUCACAUCUUUAUUACAAACAUCGACAAUUUUACUUGGACAAUAUUGGUGAUGAUGUCGACGAACCAAUUCAAAUAAGACGUUUGAAACUUCUCCAAAAUUGCGUGUCCAUCAUUGCUUUGAGUGGGCGACCGUUCGCGUGUCUGACGGAUUUCGGUUUUCAGGAAAUUGUAGCCAAACAGUUGAAAGAAUUCGAGCGAGCUGGCCAUCCACUAGACUUGAAGAGUAAAUACCAGCCAGCUGUUCAUGAAUACUUGCACCGUGCAGCCGACUUGUCGCGAGAAAAAAUUAAAAGGAACAUCAAAGGAAGCCCAGUUUCAAUUCAAAUCGAUAUGGCGUCUCGUCUUGGCCGAUCAGUUUUUGGAAUCGACUUGCAGUAUGUAAAAAAUGCCAAUAUUAAUAUCCAUAACAUUGGAAUGGUUGUUAUGGACAAAGCGCACACUAGCGACAAUUUGCUCGAAACCUAUCGAAAAUGCUUGAAUCGUUACAACAUCGAGCGAACCCAAGUUGUGAGCAUUUCAGCUGAUAAUGGCAAAGACGUUCAAAAAAUGAUUCGUCUUGAACAGAUGGCCGCCACCGAAGAACCGCCUCGCAAAAAGGUAGCCGUUAGACUUGAUUUUGAAGUAGCAAACCUGUACAAUCGAUCGCAACCGAGAGAUGUAAUCAAUCGUGAAAUAAGUGCCAUAUUGACAACAGAAGAUCCGAGCGACGAUGACGCAAUAGAUAUGAUUUUCGGAGAGUGCGAAAUUGAUCCGGAAAAUGAUCUCGAAAGUGAACAACGUGUUGGGUCAAAUAAUGCUAACGUGUUGGGUCAAAUAAUUCCACAAAUUUCAGUCGAACAUGGUCACCAGUCAUUUGACCUAAGUGCCAUCAGGUGUGCUGCGCAUACCCUGCAAUUAGUAGUGAAAGAUGCGCUGAACAAUAUGCCUCAAGAAACGAAGAACAUAAUAUUGCUGUGCCGACGAGUUGCCAAGAUCCUUAGGUUGGAGUCAACCAAGUAUCUACUUGAAGGAUCUGGCCUUCAAUUGAAGAAGCCCAAACUGGACGUUGAGACUCGAUGGGGCUCAACUUAUGUUAUGUUGUAUGAAUUGGCGAAUUCGCAACAAAUUAUCGAGCACAUUGCGAUGGUAGCAGGAAUGAAGAGAAAAUACCACGAAUUUCCAUUGCUGUUAAAUUCGUGGCGGUCGUAA